ACGCUCUUCUCAGGCAACCAUGGGUAACUGGGUGGAGAAUGAAGGACUGUCCAUCUUUGUCGUCCUUGUGUGGCUGGGGUUAAAUGUCUUCCUCUUUUGGUGGUUCUAUCUUGCAUAUGAUCUCCCACCAAAAUUCUUCUACACCAGAGUCCUCCUUGGCCGUGCUUUAGCUCUAGCAAGAGCUCCUGCCGCUUGUCUGAAUUUCAACUGCAUGCUGAUUCUGCUGCCAGUAUGUCGAAACUUGCUGUCCUUUCUCAGAGGAUCGAGUGCGUGCUGCUCGACCCGUGUCAGACGGCAGCUGGACAGGAACCUCACCUUCCACAAAAUGGUGGCCUGGAUGAUCGCCCUUCAUACUGCAAUUCACACCGUCGCGCACUUGUUCAAUGUGGAGUGGAGUGUGCACGCACGUGUGGAGGAGAAGGGCACCCUGGCAGCUGUGCUCUCCGGUCUUGGGGAUAACCCCAACGAAAGCUACUUGAACUUCGUUAGAAGAACUAUUCCGAAUCCCGUGGGGGGCCUCUACGUGGCUUUCACGUACCUGGCGGGUCUCACUGGCGUUAUCAUUACGCUGGCCCUCAUCCUGAUCAUCACGUCAUCCACCAAAACCAUCCGAAGGUCAUACUUCGAAGUGUUUUGGUACACGCACCAUCUCUUCGUCAUCUUCUUUAUCGGUCUUGUCAUCCAUGGUGCUGGGCGUAUUGUACGAGGACAGACAGCUGAGAGUCUGGAUGAACAUGACCCAGAUAUUUGCUCUAAGAACUUCACUAACUGGGGGGAAAAAGGAGCCUGUCCAAUCCCCCAGUUUUCAGGGAAUCCUCCUAUGACAUGGAAAUGGGUUGUAGGUCCUAUGUUUUUGUACUUGUGUGAAAGGCUGGUGCGGUUUUGGAGAUCACAGCAGAAGGUUGUUAUCACAAAGGUGGUCAUUCAUCCCUUCAAGACAAUCGAGCUCCAGAUGAUGAAGAAGGGCUUCAAGAUGGAGGUGGGGCAAUACAUUUUUGUCAAAUGUCCUGCCGUGUCUCGACUGGAAUGGCAUCCGUUCACCCUGACCUCUGCUCCCGAGGAGGAUUACUUCAGCAUUCACGUCCGUAUCGUAGGGGACUGGACAGAGGCCCUGUUUAAUGCCUGCGGAUGCGAUAAGCAAGAAUUCCAGGAAGCAUGGAAGUUGCCCAAGAUAGCUGUGGAUGGCCCCUUUGGAACAGCUAGUGAGGACGUAUUCAGCUAUGAAACUGUUAUGCUCGUUGGAGCUGGAAUAGGGGUCACCCCAUUUGCAUCUGUCCUCAAGUCUGUCUGGUACAAGUACUGCCACGAUGCAACCAACCUAAAACUGAAGAAGAUCUACUUUUACUGGCUUUGCAGGGACACUCAUGCCUUUGAAUGGUUUGCCGACCUCUUGCAGUCUCUGGAGACUCAAAUGCAGGAGAGAAAUAAUGCAGAAUUUCUCAGCUACAACAUCUACCUGACAGGCUGGGAUGAAACUCAGGCCACUCAUUUUGCAGUGCAUCAUGAAGAAGAGAAAGAUGUAAUUACAGGCCUUAAACAGAAAACACUCUAUGGGAGACCUAAUUGGGAAAACGAGUUCAAAACCAUUGCGGGGAAACAUCCAGGCUCCAGAAUAGGUGUUUUCCUCUGUGGACCUGAGGGCCUAGCUGACACACUCAACAAGCAGAGCAUCAGCAACUCAGAAGCUGACCCCCGAGGAGUACACUUCAUUUUUAACAAGGAGAAUUUCUAGUUCCUAAACACAUGGGAGUCAUCCAACAGUCAUCUAAAAAUUCAAAGACUAGAUUAUUUUUUUUCCAUUUGAAGUCUGGGAAAGACAGCCCAGCUUCCAAUCUCAGCUACACUAACGCAAAUCCCUUUCCUUCUUUGAAAUUGGCUCUGCAGCGGAUUGACAGAGAGUCAAGUUUUGCCUUAGGAUUGCUUGCAUGGCCUCCCAUAUACUGGCAAUUUAGCAGAAAUUUCUUCUUUGUGUGUAUGAGGGCAUUUCCCCUCAAUUAGCUGUCCUUACUCUCUUCUUUUCUCCUGGUGCCUGCAGCGGUGUCCAGGCCAGCAUACGCAUCUGAGAGUCAGUUCACGCUGAUAAAGCUUACUGAUAUUAAACAAUAAAGCAUUCUAGCAAAAUGCUAUAGGGAGUUCUUGGAAAGAAAGAGGAAUUUAGCCAAGGGUGAAUGGGAAAGAUCACUACUCGUGUCAGAAAAGCAAUUUUGCACCAGCGUUUUUCAGGCUUCUGCA
Molecule: messenger RNA, 2232 nt
Organism: Nothoprocta perdicaria
Lineage: Eukaryota; Metazoa; Chordata; Aves; Tinamiformes; Tinamidae
Gene: CYBB
Product: cytochrome b-245 heavy chain
Exons: 13
Coding region: 20-1732 (570 amino acids)
Biological process (GO): defense response; superoxide anion generation
Cellular component (GO): plasma membrane; NADPH oxidase complex
Molecular function (GO): superoxide-generating NAD(P)H oxidase activity
Source: RefSeq, a predicted model, not a curated record